Molecule: messenger RNA, 2163 nt
Organism: Zingiber officinale
Lineage: Eukaryota; Viridiplantae; Streptophyta; Magnoliopsida; Zingiberales; Zingiberaceae
Product: la-related protein 1B-like
Exons: 6
Coding region: 244-1734 (496 amino acids)
Molecular function (GO): RNA binding
Source: RefSeq, a predicted model, not a curated record
UUUGCCCUUUGCUUAAGCAAUAAAACGGGGACGGCUGAUCCAGCCAGAGCUGCGCUUUGGAAGAAGCGAGACGCUGGACGCCCUCAAUCCCUCCUUCCUCUCCCGAUGGCUCGAGGAAGUUUUGCCUUUUUUUGACCCUCGGGCGUAGUCUUGUGGCCGAAGAAAACGCCCCGAUUUAUCUUCUACACAUCCGAUCGCCGGCGAAGCUGCCGCAUCCGAAGCCCUCAUCACUGACUCCUCCUCAUGGACGAGGUGCCGCCGUCUCCCUCGUCACUGCCGCAGGCCGCCGCGAUCUCCUCACCGGAGCCCUCCAAUCGAUCCCCUCAGAAGACUCUGCCGGAGGACGUGUCUCCUGAGUCUUCGGAUGCCGCCCGAGGUAAGAAGCACGCCUGGAAGCGGCCCUCCAAUGGGUCGACGGAGGCGGGUGCCGACGUCAUCGGAGGGGCUGCAUCCUGGCCUGCUCUCUCUGAGUCCGCCAAGGCUUCCCCCAAGUCGUCCUCGUCAGAUGCCCUAAAAUCCCUUUCUAUUGCUCCACCCUCUUCGCCCACGAGCCCUGCGAUUUCCACUUCUUCGCCAAAACCGAACUCGAAUCCGUCUCUAUCCCGGAACCAUUCGAUGCCUUCUCGUCAGAAGUCAUUUAAACGUGGCAACGGCAGCGGCAAUAGUAGCGGCGGUGCAGCUGCUGGUGGUGGAAUCGUACCGUCUUCACUACCACCUUCUUCUUCGUCACCUACGGCGAAUUCUGAGAAGCUUGCAUCACAACAAGUCUCACCUCAAGACCAAAUUGUCAAAAAGCCCACAAAUUGGCACCGUAGUUAUACUACGGGCAGGUCGGGAUCACAGACCUAUGAUGGUGGCGACCAUAGAAGCUAUGGAGGCCACCGGAGGUGGAACAAUGGUGGCGGUGCUAGUUCGUACCAUAACUAUGGCAACCACCGUGAUGGGGAGCGCGGUGGCCAGGAUGGGUAUCGUAGGAAUCCAGGUGGAAGAGAAGUCCGCAUGCAACCACGGAAUGCUCAACCAUACCUAAGGCCAGCUACAACUGUUGCACCUCCAUUCCUCAGCCCUCCUCAGGAUGGUCCUUACGGCACUCCAAUUGUCUUCCCUGAUGGACCUUCUCCUGUCUUUUACAUUGCCACCCAGCCACCUCAUGGAGCUCUGCCAUUCGUUACUCAUCCAGCACUGCCUCCUCAUAUGUUUAUUCCAACUAUUGAUCCACAACGUGCUAAUUUGUUGAAGCAGAUAGAUUAUUAUUUCAGUGCAGAAAACUUGUGUAGAGAUGUUUUUUUGAGGCAGAACAUGGAUCAACAAGGAUGGGUCCCAAUAUCCUUAAUCGCUGGUUUUAAUAGAGUCAAGAAAUUAACUAACAGCGUAGAAUUCAUUUUGGAUACACUGCAAUUGUCGACUGUAGUAGAAAUGCAGGGUGACAAAAUAAGGAAGCGUCAUGAUUGGAUGAAUUGGAUUUUGCCACCAAGUGAGUCCCAGUUUGGUAAUGCUGAUAGUCAAUCUUCAGCAUUGCCAAACAUUGAUAAUCUUGCAGCCCGUUACCAGAACAGCAUGAGGAUCUCAAAUCGUAGUGAGAUUUUAUUUAGCAGAUCUGCAUCGGGGAAUUUGAAUAAUCAGAUACUAGUGACAGCAAAUCAUAACUGGGAUGAGAAUGGACAAGUCCUUCCUCUCACAGAUUCAGAUCAGAUCGCAUCUGGACGAAGCCUACUGAGGAACGACACAUUUUGAAGUACACUCUUCGUUCAAACAAUGAGUAUGGUUUGCCGUGCCAGGACUUUUAUGACUGAAAAAUAAGAAAAAUUCCAUAGAACAAGGAAUUUGAAUAGCAAAAGUAAACAAGAUACGAGCAAUACAAGCUAUAAUUAUGAGGUUCUUUGGUGAACAGGUGUUGCCACUGCUGGCGGUCUUUGGUCAUUAGCACAUUCUUAAGUUUCCUCGUUCUAUUUUUUUUUUUUUUUUUUUGGGUUCAAACCAUUCAUCUUUUACUUUUUAAGGGCCUGAAUUGGUUUCAGUUGUGUUCCGAGGGGAUGGAACCGGUCGCUCCAAACUAGACUUUCAGUUUAAUAUUUCAUCUCUGUCUAUACUCUUUCAUCACGUAGAAACAUGCUGCAUAUUAUGUUUCUUCUUCUUUUAUUAUUAUUAUUAUUAUUUUAUUUA